CACAAAAAUAUCAGCCAGAUCGACAGUAAAGAAAAAAAGAAAUGAGUAGUACAAUCACUUAUUACUUUGAAGCAUUAAAUUUCAAUGGUAUCUGUAAAAGCCUUGCGCUUGAUUUAUGUCCAUUGAUUGGCCAGUACGAUGGUAUUGAACCUGUCUGCUAUUCUCGUAACGUCGAACUAAGCGGCAACAUUAUCUUUCAGCCAUCCACUUUGAUUAUCGAUGUCGUUGCUAUUAUCAUGACAAUGAUCAUGAUUUAUCACAUUCGUUCUAAAUAUACAGCAGUUGGUCGACAAGAAAUCGUCAUGUUUUUUUACUUGUAUAUGCUUACAACAUUACUUGAUAUGUUGCUUGUUACUGGCAUUAUUCCUAUCUCGUCAGCUCCAUACCCUUGGUUUACAGCAAUUCAUGUUGGUUUGACAUGUGCAACCUAUUGGUGUCUAUUAUUGAACGGAUUUGUUGGUUUCCAAUUUGCAGAAGAUGGUACACCAUUAUCCCUUUGGUCUAUUCGCAUUAGUUCGUUUGUUUGGUUCCUUGUUACUGGUUUCCUUGCCAUUGCCACAUUCAAGGGCGUUGCUGGUUUGAGUUAUACUAGCCAAGGUCCACUUUGGGUCUUUUAUCUUGUAUUAAACUGGCUCAUGUUCUUUAUCUAUAUCAUCUCUCAAAUUGUACUUGUCAUCAACACCUUGGAUGAUCGCUGGCCUUUGGGUGAUAUUUUGUUUGCUGCUGGCUUCUUUGCUAUCGGCCAAGUCUUACUGUAUGUCUUCUCAGUCAUCAUUUGUGAAAACACAAAGCAUUAUGUUGAUGGUUUAUUCUUUGGUGCUAUUUGUAACUUGCUUACUGUCAUGAUGAUUUACAAGUAUUGGGAUUCCAUCACUAAGGAAGACCUUGAAUUUUCAGUCGGUUCCAAGCAAAAUGUUUGGGAAGUCAAAGAAUUGUUGGGCGAAGAUGAAUUAUCUCAAUCUUACAACAGUUAUCAACAAACCCCUUCUACUACACCUCAACAUUAUCAACCUUAUGAACAACACCCUUAUUAGACCUAUUUUUUCUUCGUUUUCUUGUAACUUUCUGCACACAUCUAUAUAUCUAAACACACACAUAUACAAAAAAAAAGAGACAUUCUAUUACCUAAUAAAACUGUUAUUACAUUGUUUUUAUUAAAUCCCCCCUUUUUUUUCUUUUCUCUUCUUUUCUUUUUAUAUAUAAUGCCAACAGAAGAUACAGAGCUACCUUUAGAAUCAGACUUGUAUCAAAC
Molecule: messenger RNA, 1252 nt
Organism: Gilbertella persicaria
Lineage: Eukaryota; Fungi; Mucoromycota; Mucoromycetes; Mucorales; Choanephoraceae
Product: chitin synthase III catalytic subunit
Exons: 5
Coding region: 42-1034 (330 amino acids)
Biological process (GO): protein folding
Cellular component (GO): endoplasmic reticulum membrane
Source: RefSeq, a predicted model, not a curated record